CCCGCACCCCGAUCCUCUCUCUGUCCCACACCACCACCACCAUCCCUCCCGACCCGGCAACCCACCCUCGCCGCACCCGCGCCCUCACCACCUGCGCCUCACCCACCCCGCCUGCCUCUUUUGGUUCCCGUCCCUGUCACCGCGUCACCGUUGUCUGCCUCGCUGUCCCGUUCCCCACCCCAUUCGCGCGCCAUGGCGAGCAGCCGCGACGCCGUGCUGCCGCCCGUGCCCGGCGCACCCGGCCUCAGCGCCGGCAGUGCGCCGUCGGACGACGACUACGUCGACAUCCGCGCCUCGCCGCUCCUCGCCAGCGGCCACCUCGCCGAGACGGCGCUGCGCCCCAUUCAGCUCAGCACGCGCGUGAGCCAGGUGCGCGUGCCGGUGCCGACCGCGCCGUACGAGGCCUGGAUCACUGCCAUCGUCGUGCGCGACGACUUCCACCGCGGCCUCGCAGCUGCUGGCAAGGACGGUGCCGCCGAGGCUGCCGCGCCUGCGCCGCCGGCCGAGGAGGACGACGUCGACGACGACGAGGAGACGCGCGCCGCCAACCAGGCGCGCCGCAACGCCGCUCUCGCCGCGACACAGCUUGAGGGCCGCGUCGUGCUGGCCGCGCGCUUCCUCGGCUACCUCGCAGGCAAGCUCAACGGCAGCGCAAGCACCGCAGCAAGCGGAAGCGGCAGCAGCAGCGGCAGCAGCGGGCGCAGCGCCAGCCCCGCCGCCAAGGCCGGCACGCCGUCGCACGAGGGCAACAUCCUGCAGUGCGCCUGGGCCGCCUUCAACCAGCAGUUCCUCGCCGCCGCACACACCGACGUGCACGCGCUCACGGCACGCCUCGACGCCGCGCUGCGCACCGAGGUGCUCUGCAGCUACUACGACGCGCUCGUCGUGCUCGAGCACUCCGGCGGCCUCGUGCCCGCGCUCCCGACGCCCAAGCUGCUCGCGCUUGCCGAGCAGGGCGAGACGGAGAUCUUUGCCGUCUUUGGCGGCCAGGGCACCAACGAGGUCUACUUCGAUGAGCUGCAGGAGCUGUACAACACCUACCGCGCCCUCGUCGCGCCGACGCUGCAGGCCGCCAGCGCCGUGCUGCAGUCGCUCGUCGAGGAGGCGACGCUCGCCGGCUUCGGCAGCUACUACACGCACGGCGCCGACGUCUUUGGCUGGCUGUCGGGCCGCGUGCCACGGCCGCCGGUCGCGUACUUCGCCAGCAUUCCGCUGAGCCUGCCGCUCAUCGGCCUCACGCAGCUCACGCAGUACCUCGUCGCCUGCCGCGCCAGCGGCCUCUCGCCCGGCGAGUUCCGCGCGCGCGUCAAGGGCGCCACGGGCCACUCGCAGGGCGUCGUCUCGGCCAUCGUGCUGGCGGCGUCGGAGAGCGAGGAGAGCUUUGCGCUCAACGUCAUCAAGGGCCUGCGCCUGCUCUUCCACAUCGGCAAGCGCGGCCAGGAGGGCUUCCCGCGCCUCUCGCUCGAUGCCGCGCUCGUCGCCGACGCCGUCGCCGGCGGCGAGGGCGAGCCGACGCCCAUGCUGUCCGUGCAGGGCCUGACGCAAAAGGCCCUCGACGCCGCCGUCGCCGCGGUCAACAAGCACAACGAGGCGGCGCACAAGAUCGACAUUUCGCUUUUCAACGGCCCGACGAGCUUCGUCGUCACGGGCCCGCCGCGCUCGCUCUUCGGCCUCGUCGGCCACCUGCGCGCCAAGCGUGCCGACCCCGACGCGGACCAGUCGAAGCUCGUGUACUCGAAGCGCAAGGCCGUCUUCAACAUGCGCUUCCUGCCCGUCGGCGUGCCGUACCACUCGCGCCACCUCGAGGGCGCCGCCGACAAGGUCGUCGAGCUCGACCUGCAGCGCGACGAGCUCUGGAGCGCCGGCGAGCUGCGCACCGCCGUGCACAACACGUACGACGGCUCGAACCUCGCCACGUACGACAGCGCCAGCAUCGUGCGCUCGGCGUGCGACCAGAUCUUCACGCAGCACAUCCACUGGCUCAAGGCGUGCAACGUGCCCGCCAGCACGACGCACUGCGUCGACUUUGGCACCGGCGGCCUCUCGGGCAUCGGCGGCCUCACGCUGCGCAACCUCGAGGGCCGCGGCGUGCGCGUCGUCACCGUCUCGGGUCGCCACCGCUACUCGGCCGAGCUGUACGACGUCGCCUCCGUGCAGCGCGAGCAGUCGUGGGACGCCUUUGCGCCGAAGCUCGCGCGCACCGCCAACGGCCUGCAGCUCGACACGCCGCUCGCACGCAUUCUCGGCCGCCCGCCGAUCACCGUCGCCGGCAUGACGCCCUCGACGGUGCAGGCCGGCUUCAACGCCGCCACGGCCAACGCCGGCUACCACAUCGAGCUCGCCGGCGGCGGCCACUACAGCGCCUCGGACCUGCGCCGCAAGAUCGACACGCUGCAGUCGCUCGUGCAGCCGGGCGUCGGCUUCACGCUCAACUCGCUCUACAUCAACCAGCGCCAGUUCACCGUGCAGUUCCCCGAGUGGCUCGCCAUGCGCCGCGAGGGCUACCCGCUGCAGGGCUUCACGUGCGCAGCAGGCAUCCCCUCGCCCGAGAAGGCCAAGGAGAUCAUCGAUGGCCUCAAGACGGCCGGCCUGCGCCACAUGACGCUCAAGCCCGGAUCCGCCUCGGGCAUCAAGCAGGUGUGCGCCAUUGCCGCGCAGAACCCGAGCUUCGGCAUCAUCCUCUGCUGGACGGGCGGCCGCGCCGGUGGCCACCACUCGUCCGAGGACGAGGACGCGCCGCUCGCCGCGCUGUACUCGCGCAUCCGCCAGCAGCGCAACAUCGCGCUCAUGGUCGGCGGCGGCUUCGGCGAGGCGUCGGGUGCCGACUUUGCGCCGUACCUCGACGGCUCGUGGAGCGCCAAGCACGGCCUUCCGCCGGCGCCCGUCGACGGUGUCGUGUACGGCUCGUGGGCGAUGCUGGCGAGCGACAGCCACACGUCGGCGGCGGUGCGCGAGCUCAUGGUUGCCGCGCCGGGCUGCGACGACUCAAACUGGGAGCAGACGCACGCCGCCAAGGGCAACAAGUCGGGCAUCAUCAGCGUCAUCAGCGAGCUUGGCGAGCGCAUCCACGUCAUCGAGAACCGCGGCACGCGCCUGUGGCGCAAGCUCGACGACGAGCUCUUCAGCCUCAAGACGUCCGCCAAGCGCGACGAGUACCUGGCCAAGAACAAGAAGGUCAUUGUCAAGGCGCUCAACGCCGACUUUGCCAAGGUAUGGUUCCCCGCGCGCGACGGCCAGCCGCUCGACGACCUCAGCGAGAUGACGUACCGCGAGGUCGCGCUGCGCCUCGUCGAGCUGUGCUUUGUGGCGCACCAGGGCCGCUGGAUCGACCCGUCGUACCGCCAGACGGUCGGCGAGUUCCUGCGCCGCUGCGAGGAGCGCGCCGCCACGCGCGACGGCCCUUCGGUGCUGCAGUCGUUCGCCGUGCUCGACAAGGAGCCGGCCGCGUUCGUGCAGCGCUUCUUCGACGAGCACUACCCGGCGCGCCUCGGCCUGCUGGGCGGCGAGGACGUCGCCUUCCUGCUGGCGCUCGUCACGCGCCGCGGCGCCAAGCCGCCGCCGUUCAUCCCCGCGCUCGACGGUAGCUUCCAGACGUACUUCAAGAAGGACUCGCUGUGGCAGAGCGAGGACCUCGACGCCGUGCCCGGCCAGGACGCGCAGCGUGUGUUCAUCCUGCACGGCCCCGUCGCCGCGCAGCACGCCAAGCGCUCCGACCAGCCGAUCAAGGACAUGCUCGACGGCGUGCAGAAGGGCCUCAUCCAGCACGUGCUGCAGCAGUACUACGGCGGCGACGAGAGCAAGGUGCCCUACGCCGACUACCUCGGCCCGCAGGCGCCCGACGUCGACGAGGCCGGCCUGCUGGCGCGCUGCGGCAUCAGCAAGCAGGGCGACGCCGCCAAGGCCACGUACAGCCUCGGCUCCGUGCUGCCGCCCGCCGACGAGUGGCUCGAGGUGCUUGCCGGCCACGGCGAGACCUGGAUGCGGGCUCUCCUGCGCAGCGUCAGCGUCGUGCAGGGCAGCUCGUACGCCGACAACCCGAUCGCGCGCAUCCUCUCGCCGCGCCGCGGCCAGGUCGUCGAGGUCAGCUACGACUCCAACGGCGCGCCGCUCGGCCUCGUCGUGCGCGGCUCGGCACGCUCGUACGGCCCGCACAAGCCCGAGUUCAAGGCCGUCGAGAUCUCGCGCGCCGACGAGCUCAUCAACGUCACGCUCUUCGAGGACGUCGAGGACCGCGCCGUGCCGCUGCCGCUGCAGUUCCGCUACGUGCCCUCGCAGCCGUUUGCGCCGAUCCACGAGGUCAUGUCCGGCCGCAACGAGCGCAUCGCCGACUUCUACCGCGGCGUGUGGAGCCUCGACGCCGUGCCCAAGGACACGACCGUCUUCACCUCGCCGCCCAAGGAGGUCGAGGCCGAGGACAUCCGCGCCUUUUCGCGCGCCGUCUCGCUCGCCAACGAGGAGUACGUCACGGCCGCCUCGGCGCCGCUCGACUGGAGCAUCCGCGCCGGCUGGCGCAGCCUGAUGGCCGCCGCCAUGUCGGUGCCGGACAGCUCGUUGCUCGACCUCGUGCACCUGUCCAACUCGUUCAAGCGCGUCGCGGCGCCGCUGCGGCCCGGCGACGUGUGCUCCUCGCGCGCCGAGGUCACGAGUGUCAAGAUUGGCCCGACGGGCAAGAGCGUCGUCGUGCGCGGCGUCGUGCUGCGGCACGAGAACGGCGAGCCGGUGCCCGCCGUCGAGGUGACGAGCAGCUUCUUCUUCCGCGGCUCGUUCAAGGACUACGCCUCGACGUUCACGCGCUCGUCGGAGACGUACCGCGUCGAGCUCAAGUCGGCGUCGGACGUGUCGGUGCUGCUGGCCAAGGAGUGGUUCAGCGCCACGGGCACGCUGACGCCGGGCGUGCCGCUCGAGAUGCAGGUCGACUCGGAGAUGCGCUACGCCGGCGACAGCAGCAGCUUCAGCGCCGUGGGCGUGUCGGGCGGCGUGUACAUGCGCGACGCCAACGACGGCAAGCGCGUGCGCGUCGGCGAGAUUGCCUACGACGCCGAGGGCAAGAGCUACGGCAACCCCGUCGUCGAGUACAUCAAGCGUCUCGGCGGCAGCACGCUCGGCCCGAUCCCGCUCGAGGGUGGCGGCUACUCGCUGCUCACGGGCGCCGAGGCGCACACCUGGACGGCGCCGGCGACCAACGCGCCGUACUCGGCCGCCUCGGGCGACUACAACCCGAUCCACAUCAACCCGUACUUCUCCGACCUCGCCGGCCUGCCGGGCACGAUCACGCACGGCAUGCACUCGUCGGCGGCCGUGCGCCGCAUCGUCGAGGAGAUUGCCGCCGAGGGCCACGCGGACCGCUUCCGCAGCUUCGACGCCAACUUUACGGGCAUGGUGCUGCCGGGCGACGAGCUCACGAUCGGCCUGCGGCACGUGGCGAUGCGCGACGGCCGCAAGAUCAUCCGCGUCGAGGCGACGAACCAGCGCGGCGACAAGGUGCUCGACGGCGAGGCGACCGUCGACCAGGCGCCGACGGUGUACACGUUCACCGGCCAGGGCUCGCAGGCCGUCGGCAUGGGCAUGGACCUGUACGAGUCGUCGCCGGUCGCGCGCGCCAUCUGGGAGCGUGCCGAGCGGCAUCUGCAGACGACGAUGGGCAUCUCGGUGCUCGACAUUGUGCGCAACAACCCCAAGUCGCACACGUGCCACUUUGGCGGCGUCGCCGGCGCGCGCAUCCGCAACCAGUUCAUGAGCAUGACGUUCGAGGCGCCCGACGGCACGACGCGCCCGCUCUUCCCCGAGAUCACGACGCAGUCUACGUCGUACACGUUCAACUCGCCAGACGGCCUCCUCUUCAUGACGUCGUUUGCGCAGGUCUCGAUUGUGCUCGUCGAGAUGUCGGCGUUCCAGGACAUGCAGUCGCGCGGCAUGGUCGACCCCGCCGCGCCGUAUGCCGGCCACUCGCUGGGCGAGUACGCGGCGCUGGCUUCCGGCGGCACCCUGACGGUGGAGCAGGUGUGCGACGUGUGCAUGCGCCGUGGUCUCACCAUGGAGCGUGCCGUCGCCCGUGACGCCGAGGGCCGGACGGACUACGCGCUCAUGGCCGUCGCACCGGCGCGCCUGCAGCUCACCGACGAGAUGCUCAUGCACAUCAUCACCGAGAUCGACGCCAUCGAGGGCUGCUUCCUGCAGGGCAUCAACUUUAACGUCUCGACGCUGCAGACCGUCGUCGCCGGCAACCUGCGCGGCCUGCAGACGCUCACCCACACGCUCAACGCCAUCGCCAAGGCGACGCGCGGCUGAGCGACAUUCUCUAUGCCCCUGCUCGUGCUGCCCUGCUC
This is a messenger RNA of Tilletiopsis washingtonensis, 6326 nucleotides long. RefSeq lists its product as hypothetical. The coding region runs from base 193 to 6288 and encodes 2031 amino acids. Gene Ontology annotation, biological process: long-chain fatty acid biosynthetic process. Gene Ontology annotation, molecular function: [acyl-carrier-protein] S-acetyltransferase activity; fatty acid synthase activity; enoyl-[acyl-carrier-protein] reductase (NADH) activity. The transcript is spliced from 6 exons. NCBI's taxonomy places the organism in Eukaryota, Fungi, Basidiomycota, Exobasidiomycetes, Entylomatales. The record is from RefSeq and is a predicted model, not a curated record. Gene Ontology annotation, cellular component: fatty acid synthase complex.